AUGAAUUAUGAUCCAUGGAAAGUUGAAAGUGUGAUAAGGGAUACUUUCCCUGAUAAAAUAAUUGGAUAUGACGUUCAAGUAUCAAUCGAACCUAAAAAUGUCCAUGAAUUUGUUGAAUUGGUGUCUAUAAAUUUGGGACAUUUUUAUUCAAGGAAUCAUGGAUCAAAUUGGAAACUUGAUAAAGUGAAAGAAAUGGAAGAAUCAGGUCUUGUGUUUGUUUCGAUUUGGGAUCAUGAUCAACUGGUUGGGUUUAUAAGCUUCGUUGAUACCAUAGAUGAUGAUAUAAGAGUUCUUUAUCUCUAUGAAAUACAGAUAAAUCCAAAUCAUCAAGGUAAAUCAUUGGGGAAAUUGUUUAUAAAUUAUUUCCAUGAUUUAGCAAAAUAUUUAUCAAAGAUUAACAAUAAAAUUUAUAGCAAUUAUAACAAUAACAACCCUCAUGACUAUUUAGAUCGUACAGAAACUUUAAAAGGAACUAAAUUAACUGUUUUUAGUGAUAAUUCUGUAUUAGAUUGGUAUAUAAAAUUAGGAUAUGAUAAAAGUGAAGAUAGCCCUCAAGAUAGGAAAUUAAGAAGUGGUAAAGUAAUAAAACCUGAAUAUUACUUACUGUUUAGAUCUGCUGAUAAUGAAUAA
This is a messenger RNA of Hansenula ciferrii, 630 nucleotides long. It is a transcript of the gene NAT4, whose product is annotated as N-terminal L-serine N(alpha)-acetyltransferase NatD. The record is from RefSeq and is a predicted model, not a curated record. Gene Ontology annotation, molecular function: protein N-terminal-serine acetyltransferase activity; histone H2A acetyltransferase activity; histone H4 acetyltransferase activity. The transcript has a single exon. Lineage: Eukaryota; Fungi; Ascomycota; Saccharomycetes; Phaffomycetales; Wickerhamomycetaceae. Gene Ontology annotation, cellular component: nucleus. Bases 1 to 630 code for a protein of 209 amino acids.